AUGGCUGCAGGCGGGCAAGGUCAGCGGAUUGACCUAGCGAGUCUACCGCCCCAACAACUCUCGCAAGUGAAGAAGCAGCUCGACGAUGAAGUCCAACACCUGACCACUUCCUACCAAAACCUGCGAACAGCGCAACAGAAGUUCCGCGACUGUGUGGUCAGCAUCAAGAAUGGCGUGGCAAACAGCGUGAAAGAGAAACCGUUGCUGGUCCCUCUAACUUCAUCCCUCUACGUACCUGGGACACUCGCCGACGAGAAGAAUGUACUAGUCGAUGUGGGAACGGGCUUCUAUGUCGAGAAGACGACAGGCGACGCCGAACGAUUCUACAAUGGGAAGAUUGAGGAGCUGGGCAAGAACAUCAAGGAUUUGGAGAAUAUUGUGAACAGCAAGGCGAAUAACCUGCGGUUGGUGGAAGAGGCGCUGAGGCAGAAAAUGAUUCAGCAGCAGCAGUCUGGCCAGGCGAGCGCGGGAGCAGCAUAA
Messenger RNA from Fulvia fulva, 480 nucleotides. RefSeq names its product putative prefoldin subunit 5. The record is from RefSeq and is a predicted model, not a curated record. Gene Ontology annotation, biological process: protein folding; regulation of DNA-templated transcription. Lineage: Eukaryota; Fungi; Ascomycota; Dothideomycetes; Mycosphaerellales; Mycosphaerellaceae. The transcript has 3 exons. The coding region runs from base 1 to 480 and encodes 159 amino acids. Gene Ontology annotation, cellular component: prefoldin complex; cytoplasm.